CGUGGGUAACACAUGUAACAUGGCAGAAAAGAUGGAAAGUGAAGCGAUUGUGAACUACACCGCAAGAGCCGAAAAGGCUGAAGCUGAGAUCCAGGCCUUGGAAGCUGAAAUAAGGCAAAUCCAGGAUCCCUCCUGCAUCAGUGAAGAUGACAUCACCCCCGAGUUGGCCAAGCUCCAAACUGAAAACGGAAAGUUGAAGUACAGGAUAAUGCAUCUGAAAAGGAGCAUCACUGAAGAAGAAGCUAAGGCUGGUAGUCACAUGGCCAACAUUCUUGGGGUCGUUUCGAACAUCUUUGAGUUCGCUAUCAAGUCAGCAUUUCCCAAUAUGCCAGAUCCACCUCUAAACGUCACCGUCAGCACGAAAAUUGAGUUUGGUGACUAUCAGUGUAAUAGCGCAAUGGCUAUUUCUGGUCUGUUGAAAGCCAGUGGUCAGAAAGUAAACCCGAGAGAAAUUGCCCAGAAUAUCAUCAACUGCGUACCGGAGAAUUCAUUCUUUAGUAAGAUUGAGAUUGCUGGGCCAGGUUUCAUCAACGUUCAUCUGAAUAAGGUCUUUAUUGCCGAACAAGUUACGGAGCUCCUGAAAGAGGGCGUCAAGCCUCCUCUCUUGGACGGAAAGAAGCGUGUCGUUGUGGAUUUUUCCUCUCCGAACAUAGCAAAGGAAAUGCACGUUGGUCAUCUCAGGUCGACGAUCAUUGGUGAGAGCAUCUCACGUCUGUGUACAUUCGUUGGCCAUGAUGUCCUCCGUAUCAAUCAUGUUGGAGACUGGGGCACCCAGUUUGGAAUGCUGAUAACGCAUCUUAAAGACAAGUUUCCCAACUUUAAAACGGUGUCACCACCAAUUGGUGACCUACAGGCUUUCUACAAGGAAUCAAAAGUACUGUUUGAUGCAGAUGAAGAUUUCAAGAAGCGUGCAUAUCAGGCUGUUGUGAAACUUCAGGCCCAUGACCCCGAGUACCAUCUGGCCUGGCAACUGAUCUGUGAUGUUUCUCGCAAGGAAUUCCAGAAGAUCUAUGACCGGUUGGGAGUGACCUUAGUGGAAAGGGGGGAAUCUUUCUAUCAGGAUUUGAUGGUGGACCUCAUCAAGGAUCUAGAGGCACAAGGAAAGUUAGUAACAGAAGAAGGUCGAAAAUUGAUGUGGUCUGACAAAUCCACAAUUCCGUUAACUAUGGUGAAAACUGAUGGUGGGUAUACAUACGACACGUCAGACAUGGCCGCCUUGAAGCAACGCCUAGUGGAUGAGAGGGGAGAUUGGUUGAUAUACGUUGUAGACCAAGGACAGGCAAUGCACUUCCAAGCAAUAUUUGGGGCUGCUGAGAAACUGCCCUGGUUAGAUCCCAAGAAACAUCGAGUAGAGCACGUCGGGUUCGGUGUGGUGCUAGGAGAAGAUAGGAAAAAGUUCAAAACACGGUCUGGUGACACAGUGCGUCUUGUAGAUCUGUUGGAUGAAGGUCUGGCAAAGGCAAGGGCAAGUCUCGAGCAAAAAGAACGUCACAAGGUGUUGAAUAAAGAAGAACUAAAGGCUGCUGAGAAUGCAAUUGCCUAUGGCUGCAUCAAGUAUGCUGAUCUCUCCCACAAACGUAAUCUCGAUUAUGUCUUCUCCUUUGAUAAGAUGUUGGAUGAUAAAGGCAAUACAGCUGUUUACCUCCUCUAUGCUUGCACCAGGAUUAGGUCUAUAAUUCGAAAUGCCGGCCAGACAUCCGAGGGUCUCAGGCAAGCUGCAGCUACUACCCCACUGGCACUGGAACAUCCGACAGAAUGGAGACUGGCCAUAACAAUCCUCAAAUUCACAGAAAUCAUCUGCAGAAUCCUGGAUGAUUUGUUUCUCCACACGCUUUGCGAGUACCUGUAUGAGUUGUCCCAGGUGUUCACUGAUUUCUAUGAUGUUUGCUAUUGUGUCGAGAAGGACCGGAAAACUGGUGAGGUUAUAAAGGUACACAUGAGUCGUCUUCUGCUGUGUGAAGCCACAUCAAGCAUCAUGACGGCCGGAUUUAAUAUCCUAGGAAUCACCCCAGUGGAGAAGAUGUAGCUUGUGCCAUUCUAACUAUGCCUUUGCACUUUCCUGGACUGGUUCUGUCUGAAUUAAGAAUGGGACAAAGGAAGGAGGGGCUGGGGGGUUAGUGGUGUGAGUUUUAUUAACUGCAAACAUGUUCCUGUUUGCCGGAUGUGUAAUGGAGAGUAUCAAUGAAUAAUAAAUAUAAUUAUAUGA
Molecule: messenger RNA, 2206 nt
Organism: Lineus longissimus
Lineage: Eukaryota; Metazoa; Nemertea; Pilidiophora; Heteronemertea; Lineidae
Product: arginine--tRNA ligase, cytoplasmic-like
Exons: 14
Coding region: 20-2026 (668 amino acids)
Biological process (GO): arginyl-tRNA aminoacylation
Cellular component (GO): cytoplasm
Molecular function (GO): ATP binding; arginine-tRNA ligase activity
Source: RefSeq, a predicted model, not a curated record